Messenger RNA from Ailuropoda melanoleuca (giant panda), 1814 nucleotides. It is a transcript of the gene GBA1, whose product is annotated as glucosylceramidase beta 1. The record is from RefSeq and is a predicted model, not a curated record. The transcript is spliced from 11 exons. Bases 156 to 1766 code for a protein of 536 amino acids. Gene Ontology annotation, biological process: glucosylceramide catabolic process. Lineage: Eukaryota; Metazoa; Chordata; Mammalia; Carnivora; Ursidae. Gene Ontology annotation, molecular function: glucosylceramidase activity.
GUCGUUGUCACAUGACCCCUUCGCUCCAUUCGCCGGAAUUAAACCUGCAGGGCUGAUUAGGUGUCUAUAGCUACGCAGGUGCCUGAGUCCCUGUUUUUACUGAGUGGAUCCUCUGUCCCUCCGAGGCUUGGGAACCCUGCAGCCCUCACCUGGUGAUGGAGUUUUCAAGUCCUCCCAGAGAGGCAUGUCCCCGGCUCCUGGGCAGGGUAGGCACCAUGGCUGCCAGCCUCACGGGAUUGCUUCUACUUCAGGCAGUAUCGUGGGCAUCAGGUGCCCGGCCCUGCAGCCCUAGAAGCUUUGGCUACAGCUCAGUGGUCUGCAUGUGCAAUGCCACGUACUGCGACUCCCUUGACCCCCUGACCCCGCCUGCCCCUGGCACCUUCAGCCGGUAUGAGAGCACGCGCAGCGGGCGCCGAAUGGAGCUGAGUCUGGGGACCAUCCAGGCCAACCGCACGGGCACAGGGCUGCUACUGACCCUGCAGCCAGACCAGAAGUUCCAGAAAGUGAAGGGGUUUGGAGGGGCCAUGACAGAUGCUGCUGCCCUCAACAUCCUCGCCCUGUCACCCCCUGCCCGGAAUUUGCUACUCAAAUCCUAUUUCUCUGAAGAAGGAAUCGAGUACAACAUCAUCCGAGUCCCCAUGGCCAGCUGUGACUUCUCCGUCCGCACCUACACCUAUGAUGACAGCCCUGGCGACUUCCAGUUGCGCAACUUCAGCCUCCCUGAGGAGGACGUCGCGCUCAAGAUACCCCUGAUUCACCAAGCCCUGGAGCUGGCUCGACGCCCCGUGUCACUGUUUGCCAGCCCCUGGACGUCACCCACGUGGCUGAAGACCAACGGGGCCGUGAAUGGGAAGGGGUCACUCAAGGGUCAGCCUGGGGAUCUCUACCACCAGACCUGGGCCAGAUACUUUGUUAAGUUCCUGGAUGCAUAUGCGGAGCACAGGUUACGGUUCUGGGCAGUGACGGCAGAGAACGAGCCCUCUGCGGGGCUGCUCAGUGGGUACCCCUUCCAAUGCCUGGGCUUCACUCCUGAACACCAGCGAGACUUCAUUGCCCGGGACCUGGGUCCUGCCCUCGCCAACAGUACGCACCACGACAUCCGUCUGCUCAUUUUGGAUGACCAACGCUUGCUGCUGCCCCACUGGGCCCGGGUGGUGCUGGCAGACCCGGAGGCGGCCAAGUACGUCCACGGCAUUGCUGUACACUGGUACCUGGACUUUCUGGCCCCAGCAAAAGCCACCCUGGGGGAGACACACCGCCUGUUCCCCAACACCAUGCUCUUUGCCUCAGAGGCCUGUGUGGGCUCCAAGUUUUGGGAGCAGAGUGUGCGCCUGGGCUCCUGGGACCGAGGGGUGCAAUACAGCCACAGCAUCAUCACGAACCUUCUCUACCACGUGGCCGGCUGGACGGACUGGAACCUGGCCCUGAACCUAGAAGGGGGCCCCAACUGGGUGCGUAACUUUGUGGACAGCCCUAUCAUUGUCGACAUCGCCAAAGACACGUUUUACAAACAGCCCAUGUUCUAUCACCUCGGCCACUUCAGCAAGUUCAUUCCGGAGGGCUCCCAGAGAGUGGGGCUGCAGGCCAGCAAGAGGAACGGCUUGGACACAGUGGCUCUGAUGCGUCCUGAUGGCUCCGCGGUCGUGGUGGUGCUGAACCGCUCCCCUAAGGACGUGCCUCUCACCAUCGAGGACCCUGCCGUGGGCUUCGUGGAGACGCUGUCCCCGGGUUACUCCAUCCACACCUACGUAUGGCACCGCCAGUGACGGGGCCUGGGCUCGGCACGGGCAUUAAAGGGGCAGAGCCGGCUCACA